GAAGUAAAUGGUGUCAACAGAAAAUUUCUGACAAAUUCUGGUCUCCAGGUGGUGAGCAGUACCAAGCCAUACAGAAGUCACUGGAAUAAUCUGAAGAGUAACAGUGCAAGGAGCAGACCUGUAAAGAUGUUUAUGUGGUGGUCAACUGUUUUACUUCUUGGAUGCAUUUUGCUGGGAGCAGACGGGUGGCCAGCCAAAGAAGGAUACAACUUUAGGCCCUAUCAGCCCCUAGUAAGAUUACGCCACAAGCAGGAAAAGAAUCAGGAAAGCUCAAGAAAUAAAGGGUAUAUGGGUCAAGAUGGCCAUUUCGGAUCAUGUGAAAACAAGUACUGUGGUCUGGGUAGACACUGCGUUGUGAAUGGGGAGACUGGCCAAGCUGAGUGUCUAUGCAUGGAGCACUGCAAGCCGCAUUACAAGCCCGUGUGCGGUUCUGAUGGAGAAUUCUAUGAAAACCAUUGCGAAGUGCACAGGGCUGCCUGUCUGAAAAAGCAAAAGGUCACCAUUGUACACAACGAAGAUUGCUUCUUCAAAGGGGCUAAAUGCAAACCUACCGAAUACACCAAAGUGAAAAAUAUGUUACUGGAUCUACAAAAUCGGAGAUAUAUUGCACAAUCAAAAGAUAAAACCGUUGAUGAGAAAAUGGCUUUAAAGAAACUUCUUGUAGAUCAAAUGUUUAAUUAUUUUGAUUCAGACAACAAUGGACUUGUGGACACUAAUGAAUUAUCUCAGGUAAUAAAACGAGAUGAGCUUGGCAAGGAUCUGUCUGACUGCUCUCUGUUCGAUUUGCUGAAAUACGAUGAUUAUAAUAGUGACAAGCACCUAGCUCUGGAAGAAUUCUAUAGAGCUUUUCAGGUAGUUCAGCUGAGUCUGCCUGAAGAUCAAAAACUAAGCACCACUGCAGCAACAGUGGGACAAAGUGCUGUCUUAAGUUGUGCGAUCCAGGGAACUCUGAGACCUCCCAUCAUCUGGAAGAGGAACAAUGUCGUUCUGAAUAGCUUAGAUUUGGAAGAUAUCAAUGAUUUUGGAGAUGAUGGGUCCUUGUACAUUACUAAGGUUACCACAACUCAUAUGGGAAAUUACACCUGCUAUGCUGAUGGCUAUGAUAAGCUCUAUCAAACUCAUAUUCUCCAAGUGAAUGUUCCACCAGUCAUCCGCGUCUAUCCAGAGAGCCAGGCAAGGGAGCCAGGUGUGACAGCUAGCCUUCGGUGCCAUGCUGAAGGUAUUCCCAACCCACAACUUGGUUGGCUGAAGAAUGGAAUUGAUAUCACUCCGAAGUUAUCAAAACAGCUAACUCUUCAAGCAAAUGGUAGUGAGGUUCACAUUAGCAAUGUGCGCUAUGAAGAUACAGGAGCGUAUACUUGUAUUGCAAAGAAUGAAGCAGGGGUGGAUGAAGACAUUUCUUCUCUUUUUGUAGAAGAUUCUGCUCGAAAGACCCUUGCAAACAUAUUGUGGCGAGAGCAAGGUCUGGGAAUUGGGAACAUGUUUUAUGUUUUUUAUGAAGAUGGCAUCAAAGUAAUACAACCAGUGGAAUGUGAAUUUCAGAGACAUAUUAAGCCUAGUGAAAAACUCCUCGGUUUUCAGGAUGAAGUCUGUCCCAAAGCAGAUGGAGAUCCUGUUCAGCGGUGUGUAUGGGCGACUGCUGUUAAUGUAAAAGACAAGUUCAUUUAUGUAACUCAGCCCACACUUGAUAGAGUUCUUAUUGUUGAUGUACAGUCUCAGAAAGUUGUACAGGCAGUAAGUACAGAUCCUGUUCCAGUGAAACUACACUACGAUAAAUCACAUGAUCAAGUCUGGGUGCUGAGCUGGGGAAACAUGGAAAAGAAUUCACCAACUUUGCAGGUGAUAACACAAGCCAGUGGGAGUGUUUCUCAUCACACAAUCCACACUCAGCCAGUGGGAAAGCAGUUUGACAGAGUGGAUGACUUUUUCAUUCCAGCUACAACCCUUAUCAUUACCCAUAUAAGGUUUGGAUUUAUUCUUCAUAAGGAUGAGCCUGUGCUCCAGAAAAUUGAUCUAGAAACUAUGUCGUACAUCAAGACAAUUAGUUUAAAGGAUUAUAAUUGCAUUCCUCAGUCACUGGCUUAUACACAUCUUGGAGGAUAUAUUUUUAUCUGCUGUAAGCCUGAUACCACUGGGGCUGUCCUACCGCAGCUUAUAGUGGAUAGCGUUACCGAUUCUGUGAUUGGAUACAAUGGUGACAUAACAGGCACGCCACAUAUCUCUCCAGAUGGACACUACCUUGUCAGCAUUGAUGAUGCAAAGGGUCUCAUGAGGAUCCAGUCCAUAACAAUGAGAGGAGAAAUACAGGAUGCAUUUGACAUUCACACUAAUUUGCACAUAUCUGAUGUAGCUUUUCAGCCAUCAUUCACUGAAGCUCAUCAAUACAAUGUCUACUGUAGCUCCAGCACACAAACUGAUGUUCUCUUCAUGGAGCUCUCCUCUGGCAAGGUUAAGAUGGUGAAGAGUCUGAAGGAGCCUGUCAAGGCAGGUGAAUGGCCUUGGAACAGUAAGAACCGUCUUAUAAAAGACAGUGGCCUUUUUGGUCAGUAUCUCAUGACCCCUUCCAAGGAAUCUCUCUUUAUCCUGGAUGGACGGCUCAAUAAGUUAAAUUGUGAAAUCACUGAAGUUGAGAGAGGCAACACAGUAAUUUGGGUUGGAGAAGCAUAAGGAUCUGUGUUAGAUAUUUACCGAAUUAAUAGUUUUACAGUACAUUGCACUUAAAUUACACCAUUCUUCAAAUUUACACAAUUUUCAUUUUAAAUUGUUAGACCCUUCUAUACCUGUUAUUUCUUUGACUCAAACACAGUUUGAAUCAACUUCCACAUAAAAGUUAUGAAAACAAUGGCUAUUUGAUAAUGGUACUCCUUAUUAA
Molecule: messenger RNA, 2872 nt
Organism: Gymnogyps californianus (California condor)
Lineage: Eukaryota; Metazoa; Chordata; Aves; Accipitriformes; Cathartidae
Gene: FSTL5
Product: follistatin like 5
Exons: 17
Coding region: 127-2667 (846 amino acids)
Biological process (GO): multicellular organism development; regulation of BMP signaling pathway; cell differentiation
Molecular function (GO): calcium ion binding; protein binding
Source: RefSeq, a predicted model, not a curated record